CGGCGUGGAGUGUGGCGGUGAUGGCCCCCACCUCCGUGCCGGCGGGGGUGGAGCUGUCCAUGGUGCCGAACGAGCGCGCGCGCUCGCCGCUUCACCAUCGAAGCGAACGCAGAGCAGAAGUCAAGAUGAUCCCGUGCAGUCCAGAGCAGGCGCCCAGCAACGAAACCGUGGAUUCAACUGCCCUGUGCAGUGGCUACGUGAAUGCUGAGCACGUGUCCGUGCUGGCGUUCAUGUGCCCGGGGCCAAACGACUCGAGCUCAGCGACCUACUGCUGCGGCUUUGCUGACCUCAAAUACUGCUGUGAAGAACCGGAUCACUUCUUCCCUUACUCACACAGCUACAUGUGGGCUCUGAGCGUGGGAGCGCUGGUCGGACUUGGCUUCGCGGCGCUCGUCUUCCUGGCGUUCGUCGUGAGCGUCUGCGUGCUGGGCUACCUGUUCCUGUGCACCAAGCCCCGCGGGCGCCUCGACUCCGGCCUGCAUCUCCAGCCGCAACACGAGGAGAAGCGGCGCGCCAACCCGGAGCUGGGGGACUUCAGCGCGUUUAGCGGCGGCGCGGCGAGCGUGAGCCACGCGAAGUCCCACGGGAUCCUCUUCGUCUCCGAGGUUCUCAAGUCGGACACCACGUCCACCAAGAUGGAGAUGGUGCUGGAGGAGGCGGCCGUCAUUCCGCUGGGGGCCGUGACCGUCCCCUCCCCGGCCCACUGCUGCACGGCAAGGAAGUGACCCCCCAGUAUGCGCGCGCGGCUGUGCUCGUCUCUCUGCAUUCCUAUUCGUUCGGUCUUCGCGCCGCUAGCUGCCGUAUUUUCUCUCAUACCCACUUUUCCACUGGCACAUCUGAGCUGCGCCAGCGCGGGGCCCUCGCAGCGCUGGGCGGUUUUCCGGGAUAAUUUUUGGCGAGACUGAGCUAGAACCAAAACCUCGAAACGCUGGCCUCGCAAGGCUAUACGAGUCUGACUUGGGACAGGGUUAUUCAUUUCCUUCGUACAUCGUGUCAUGUGCAAGCCAUGCUGCUGAUGUCGCCACAUGUUCGUUGUGUUUGAUGUCAGUGGCACGGCUCUUGAUUCUGCAGUUCAAAAGCAACCUGGCUGCAUUGGUGCGGGCUCUGCAUGGCCCUAUUGUACGAUCGAAAAUAGGUUUCUUUUUCAGUUGUUGUUCUGCAACAAUGUUCUCCUGGGUAGUUUAUUUUUCUAAAAUUUUCGUUACUUGAUUUCAGCAGCAUUUCGUUUUCGUAUGGGUUCAAAUAUGGUUUCGUUGCUUGGUUUUGUGACAGGGGCAGAACCGGUGACCUCGGAGUUGGUCCAUCACACAGAUGACAUUGGCAACCAUUAACAUAUGUCAACUCAUGUUGCAUAUAAUUCCUGUGAUUUUUUUUAUUACCGUAAUUUUCUGAUGCAAACUGUCCAUGUUGCUGUGAGCCAUGGCAGAGUUUUGGCGAAAUCAAAUGCAUUUCAAACAAGUAUAAACAUUAAUUACAGCUGGAUAUUUAAUGACCACCCUAAUGUAUUGACAAAUUGCAGUCAUGCAUUUGGAAGACAAUGCCCUGCAUAAAGUCUGCCACUGAAUAGAAAAUUUACUGGACACUCUUUAAACGUUCACCAAACGAAUACGAAAAUACCGUUUUGUUAACUGAAUUGAGUUUGCAGAGCCACAGUCAUUGUUAAAAACACUAGCAGAUUAUUCUUCAAGCUGGACAAUUUAGCGUUUUGUGACAGACAAAAUUGUGAUAAUUAUUACAAAGAAUAAAACAAAUAUGUGGUCUAUGUUUUUUUAUUUUGUACUUCCGUAACAUUCGGCGGCACAACAUUAUUUUUAGUAUGAUAAUGAUGACAGUAAAUCCAGAAUAAUAACCCGUGGCAAUUAUCUCAGUUCACAUUGAAAAUAUCGCACGCAGUCGUGAACAUGGAAUAAGCACACAAGUUGAACAGCUCAUUCAUAUGCUACGGUUUAUCCCAUAUUGAAGGCAUUCGGGAGAGAUUUUCUGUAAGAUAUUUCGCAACCUUGUGAGGUUCUGCUAGCUUUAUUUUAUCCGACGGUAGGGUGCUGAGGGGGAAAAUGCACAUACAGUUCGAUUAACUUAUGCACUGUGUGUGAAGGGACACCUUCUAAAAAAAUACCAAUACAAAUGUACCAAUCUUUGAACUGUACUCAAACCCCAUAUGCUGCAGUGUCUAGACUCGAGAGAGGCCCUUAGUCGAUUGUUUUUUUUUAGAGCACUCUGUAUUCUCUGUGUUGAGAAACACAAACAUGCAAACAACUAUGUUGGUGAUCGACAGAAACAAUUUAUGUUAUUCCAUUUGUGGCCAAAAAUGUGGCUUGGACAAUUCGAUUAAUAAUAAUUUGGAUUUUCCAAGUGGUUUGUGUGUUGGAAAGUUUUGACCUAAUUAAUGGUGUGUUGUAUUUGCUAAAUAUCCGAGCAUUGUACCAAUUUUAAAACAGUUCGUCGUGUGUUUGCUCAGUAUGUCAAUAUUUUAUUGGAUAAAUGUUUGCAAUUAAUUAGUGCAUAAUUUUUAAGUAUCCGAGUGACAAAUUGUCAUUAAUGUUACUCUAAUCUUGCACUUAAAACGUAUUAGUAAUGUGAUAAAGGACAAACUUGGCUUCAUAUUUUUUUAAAAACAAAAUCAUGUUUUCUCUCCCUGAACGCUCCGUAAUAUCCCCUUUACACCCAAAGUUGUGCUUUGCAGUAUUUUUACUUGUAGAUACAAUAAUUGCAUUUCUUCUGAAAAAGGAAAUAAAAUGUUUCUGUGGAGUUGUGAAA
Messenger RNA from Petromyzon marinus (sea lamprey), 2757 nucleotides. RefSeq names its product protein shisa-like-2B. The record is from RefSeq and is a predicted model, not a curated record. NCBI's taxonomy places the organism in Eukaryota, Metazoa, Chordata, Hyperoartia, Petromyzontiformes, Petromyzontidae.